AUGGCAGCAGAGCGCAGCCGGGUGCAUUCGCGGGACCCGUGCCAGACGUACGAGCCAACGGCCCAACCACCGCACAUCGAUCCCCUAACAAGCGCUUCCUCUCGGGCCUCGUCGUCACCUGGCCGCCGACGGCCAGCGAACCCCAGUCUCUCUCGCUCCACCUCGCCACACCACCGCCACCGCCACCCGUCCUGCUCCUCCACCACGCCACCGCCACCACCCGGCCCGCUCCACCACGCCACCCCGCCACCACCCGGCCCGCUCCACCACGCUACAUCGCCACCACCCGGCCCGCUCCACCACGCCACCAUGCCCCCACCCGCGGCCGCUCCACUUCGCAAUCACCACCGCCCGACCCGCUCCACGCCAUGUCAUCACCACGGGGCCGCUCCACCUCAUCCGUUCGCGCCCGACGCCACCACCUCAUCUCCACCUCUCCCUCCACCAUCAUGCGGCCCCGUCCACCUCAUCACCACCACAGAUCCCUCACCACCACCGCCAUCCCCGACCCUUUCCUGUACCAUUAUCAUUAUCGGCGUCCACCUGGUCACCGCCACCACACUCCUCACCACACCGCUCACCCCGCAUCACUAUUAUCACCAUCAUCACUAA
Molecule: messenger RNA, 612 nt
Organism: Penaeus indicus
Lineage: Eukaryota; Metazoa; Arthropoda; Malacostraca; Decapoda; Penaeidae
Exons: 2
Coding region: 1-612 (203 amino acids)
Source: RefSeq, a predicted model, not a curated record